AUGUUAGCCAGGCGAGCCGAGAGUAUGCGUAAUUAUUGGACGAAGCAAACAGAGAAGUGCGAGCGGCGCGCGCCCGAACUCCGGGAAAAGAAGUUGGAAAGAAGGAUGCUUAAACACUUACAUGAUAAUGACAAUCUUACAGUCUUAGAGCAAGCCAAGCUGGACGAGAAAAACUCACAAAUAAUUAAUAAACACACCAUAGAAAAUAUGAACCGAAUUCUAGAAGAACAAAACCAAGCUACGGCACGCUUCGCCGCAGUAACAGACAGCCAUACAAAAAUAUGUAUAUGCUACAAUGAAAUCACAAAUAUUUUACAAAAAGAUCAAGGACUUUCUAAGGCAGUCUGUGAAAAACACAUUCCAUCAAUUAAUUCUGUGAUAGGGAACAUCAGUGCAAUAAUGGACCUAUGCAAAACAGGGGCCCUCACAGACAAAAAUGUGAAACAGGCUGAAGUUUUAGCGCUAAAUAUAGACAACAUUAGGAAGAAAAUGCUAGAAGAAUUAGAAGAAAUCAAAAAACAGGAGUUAGUCAAGAAGCAACAGGAAGAGGCAAAGCAGCAAGAGAUGUUACGGCAGAAGCAGGCGGAAGAAAAAAGAGCACAAGCGGCUAGGGCAGCAGAGGUUGCUCAAAUUGAGAAAAGUUUAACAGAGCAACCCAAAAAAUCACAACCAAUGUUUUAUUCUCAAACCAACUACAAUUACUUCCAAGAAUUAAAAAGCUUUUUAGAUCAAUAUGAAAACCAAUAUAAAGAUUUGCUUCAAAAUGUACAUAUGAAAAAGUUCCUAUUUGACUGCCAGAAAGCUGUAAACACUCCAGUCAAUGCCAUAUCUUCUGUUAGUGGAAUGCACAUGAAAGAUAAAUAUGACAAACUUGCUAAGCUUCUGAGAGGUGAGCAAGUGCAAGUUCUAGAUACUUACGUCACAGCAACGCAGCAUCCGCAGGGACUUUAUUACUGUACAGCAUUGUUAGCUAAAAAGAUAGUGAGACAAGGAGACUUGCUAGUUUCUAGUAAUCCAGAGGCAGCCUUCCCUUUGGCUGCAGUCACUGCAGCCCUCUGGUCGCAGUUUCCAGAGUUUGGCAAGCUCUUAGAGGCCUACUUCCGUAGGUUAUGCCCAUACUUGGUGCCAAUGUUUUUACCUCAAAAGGAAGGACAAACAGACAAAGAUUUUUACCUGUCUAGAGGCUACACCUACAAUGAUUAAGGUGUAGUAGAAAAGCAAGAUAAAUUCUUAAAGAGAAUGUCUGGAAUAUUUAAGUUGAGAUGUGUAAUUUGGAUUGCUAAAACACCUAGAUUUGUGAAUGCUCCCAAUCCUCAUGGCCCUCGAUUUGGUUAGCAAUGGCUGGCUUCCUUUGUCAACCUAAAACCUGAACCAGACAUAUCUGCAACUUUAAUCCAUGAUUUCUUCAAUGUCUGUGGUGCCGAAUUUCAUAAGCUGUACGGGAAGCAAUUUGUGAAAGUAAUAAGACUGAUUAGCUCAGAAUAUCUGGCAAUACUAGAGAAUAUAGACGAAGGAGGCCCAAAGACCAGAUUGGAAGUCUUACAAGAAGUAUUAAAGACAGGAGUCAUGCAGCCCCCUACUGGUGUUUUACCACCCAAUACCUGGUAGCUAGCUCAUAAGAAUAAUGUGUUAGUGACUAUUUAUUUUCAUAAUUUACUUUGCCAUUAUCAAAAAAAUGUAACAUCCCUUUGUUAGUAAAAAUAAGUUUAUGGAUUGGAUUGUUAAGCGAUACCUAGACUGGCAAUAACUUGCAUGCAAUUUACGUUACAGU
Cydia splendana is the source of this 1771-nucleotide messenger RNA. Its product is annotated as mRNA export factor Gle1-like. Gene Ontology annotation, biological process: poly(A)+ mRNA export from nucleus. Gene Ontology annotation, cellular component: nuclear pore; cytoplasm; nuclear pore cytoplasmic filaments. The record is from RefSeq and is a predicted model, not a curated record. NCBI's taxonomy places the organism in Eukaryota, Metazoa, Arthropoda, Insecta, Lepidoptera, Tortricidae. Gene Ontology annotation, molecular function: phospholipid binding; inositol hexakisphosphate binding; translation initiation factor binding.